AAUGUACACCACAUCGUAUCGCGGAUUCGAUCCCCGGCUCUGCCCAGAGUUCUUUCGAACCCUCAUGACCCACCAUCGACGCAACAAUGCUGAUCCCUCGGACUUGUUCCAGAUCCAUCCAACCAACGCUGUCACCGACAUCGGCCGAGCUGCAUUCUCAAUGGAUCGCCAGAAAAUUGGCAAACUCGGUCCAAUGCUUGUUCCGCGAAGCUUCUAUCCGAGCUGUAUGCAAGUGAUAUACGACUUCCGUGUAGGAAAUUCCGAAAUGGAUACCAGGCACGGUCCAACUACAGCCUUCUCCACUACAACAUUCUUCGGAAUCGCAACAUGGUUAAUAUCGAAUCCUUCGUGCAAUCACUGUUCCGAGCUCAAGGGCGAAUGAGAUGAACGUUUGAAAGCACUUCGCCAAGCAUCUUCUCGCAAAGAUCAAUGUACUGGUUCCAAAGCUCAAUCCGAACCUGAAGAUGGCCUCUCAUUCGGCGUGUGCGCAAGGCUAUGCUCCAUUCUGGUGCCCAGGUGAUUGCUAUCCGCAGCCUCUGCUAUCCGGAAUCAUGUGGACUGCCAACCGUUGAGGCAGCUCGGUAAUGUGCGUGCGUGCUCCCGGCUUCCUGGCCGUGAUUGCUCAGCCAGUAGGAUACAAUGCCUUUAUCCAAAGACUUGGACACAGACAAGAAAUGACGGACCAGUAUAACAUAAAGGACAAGCACCAGUCUUGUUACUGCCUUCUCAAUAGCCAUUCAAUCAUUCAAGAACUACAGUCCACUCGGCCACCUACGCUCUCCCCGACAUCUUUUGCAACAACUCAGCCACCGCCAACAUGAAGUUCAACUCCGUUGUUGCCUACGCGACCUUGGCCGCUAGCUUUGGCCACUCCCUUCCCACUGAGAAGAGGAAUGUGGCCACGUCUGGAGACAUCUCCACCAGUGACGGCCUCCCGGCGAAGCGCUUUAUCGCUUCUCCUAACGUCUUGCCCCUGAUCAAGCGCAAUGUGGCUACCAGCGAUGUUGAGGCCCGUAAUGUCGCCACAUCCGACAAGCGCAAUGUUGCUACCAGUGAUGUCGAGGCUCGCAACGUGGCCACAUCCGACAAGCGCAAUGUCGCCACCUCUGAGAAGCGUAAUGUUGCUACUAGCGAUGUCGAGGCCCGAAACGUCGCCACCUCCGAUGUCGAGGCCCGCAAUGUGGCUACUUCAGACAAGAGGAACGUUGCUACCAGUGAUGUUGAGGCUCGCAACGUCGCGACCUCUGAGAAGAGGAACGUGGCCACCAGUGAUGUCGAGGCUCGCAACGUCGCCACGUCCGACAAGCGCAACGUCGCGACCUCUGACAAGAGGAACGUGGCCACCAGUGAUGUCGAGGCUCGCAACGUCGCCACGUCCGACAAGCGCAACGUCGCCACCUCUGAGAAGAGGAACGUCGCGACCUCUGACAAGAGGAACGUGGCCACCUCUGAGAAGCGGAAUGUGGCCACAAGCGACGUCGAGGCCCGAAAUGUCGCUACUAGCGAUGUGGAAACACGCAAUGUCGCAACCAGCGAUGUCGAGGCUCGCAACGUAGCCACAUCUGAUGUCGAGGCCCGCAAUGUGGCUACUUCCGACAAGAGGAACGUCGCCACCUCUGACAAGAGGAACGUCGCCACGUCCGACAAGCGCAACGUCGCCACCUCUGAGAAGAGGAACGUCGCCACCUCUGACAAGAGGAACGUCGCCACCUCUGAGAAGAGGAACGUCGCCACCUCUGAGAAGAGGAACGUCGUCGAUGGCCGCAAUGUCGCCACUAGCGAUGUUGAGGCCAGGAACGUUGCUACUUCAGAGAAGAGGAACGUGGCCACCUCUGACAAGAGGAACGUCGCCACCGCCGACUACUAG
Molecule: messenger RNA, 1867 nt
Organism: Diaporthe batatas
Lineage: Eukaryota; Fungi; Ascomycota; Sordariomycetes; Diaporthales; Diaporthaceae
Exons: 2
Coding region: 818-1867 (349 amino acids)
Source: RefSeq, a predicted model, not a curated record